Messenger RNA from Trichogramma pretiosum, 2633 nucleotides. RefSeq lists its product as uncharacterized. The transcript has 4 exons. The record is from RefSeq and is a predicted model, not a curated record. The coding region runs from base 1 to 2358 and encodes 785 amino acids. NCBI's taxonomy places the organism in Eukaryota, Metazoa, Arthropoda, Insecta, Hymenoptera, Trichogrammatidae.
AUGGCAGCAUGUAAACUGUUUUUAAUUCUGCUCUGCAAGCUCGCGGCUCAAGUCUUGGCCGAUUACGGUGACUUGCACGAGAUUUGGCACCACAUCGAGGUGCCUUACAGCGCCGAAGCAUCGGAGCUGAUCUCUCACUACUCGGGCCAAGCGUUCCCGUACGCCGACAGCGUGCAUCACGCCAGCAGCGAGCAUGUGCCCUACCAGGCCGGAAAGGCCUCGUUCCACAGCAAGUACUCGAAGAAGCCGUCGUCGCUGGCCUCGUCCUUUUACGAGCCGAGCAAGUUCAAGAAGAUAGCCGCCAAGGUCAAUCCGGUCCACUGCCAAGAGAUCGCGGCGAAGGAAACGAGCACGGGAGCAGCGGCGAGCGAUCUGCAUGCAGCCGGCCAAAUGAGCUGCUACCGAUGCAAGGAUCCUCAGACUGGCUCCAUCUACGAGAACUGCUCUUACAACUCGAACAAGCCGCGAAACGUGCGUUCGAACGUGGAAAAGCCGCCCUUCGAUCCUUUCAGCGACGAGUCCCGACUUCCGGAAUCGUUUCGUUUUACCGAACAAGAUUUCGACAAGGAGCAGCCAUCGGCCCAACAGACGGAAAAAUGCGAAAAAGUUUUACGGGAUUCCAUGCUUUGUUUGAUUUGCCAGGACCCGAGGACCAACGGCAAAUACGAGCAGUGCUCCUACGUGGCCAAUCCCAACGAGAAAGCCUACGCCUACAGUAAAUCCAGCUCGUUCGGAGGUCCUGGGCGCAGCCCUAGAAAACAAAAGUCUCACAGAGAUCCCAGCAAAAAAGCCAAAAAAGUCAAAAAGCUGCGAAACAAUAGCCGCUAUCCGAGCAACCCCUACGACUUUAGUCAACUCGCCGAGACCGACGAGAGAGAGCACGAAGCAGAAGCCCAUCCCAAAGCCUACCGUCAACGAGAGAAAGAAGCCGAGGAUCACGAGACCAGCGACGAGCAGCCAACGAGACAUUCCAACGACAAAGAGACAAAUUACUCUCCAGAAAGCUACCACUACUAUCCCAGCAGUUACGAAGCUGCCGACUCUCGGGACGACGAGUCCGAGGAGCUUCCAGCUCCGACUCACAGCGUCAAAUCCAGCUCCGGAGGCUGCAAGACUGUUCACAGAAAGGGCGAGGUCUGUCAGCUCUGUACCGAUCCGAAAACCGGCGGUCAAUCGGAAAACUGCCAAUACGCCUACGAACCCAAGGACAAGGCUUACAAGUACAGCAAGUCCAAGUCGUUCGGCUACCCGACCGACGACAAAAAAGCCGACAGAUCCAGUAGCGCCAGUGGCGAGGACUACAGUUACGCCGGAGAACCGUCGACCCUGGAUUACAUAAAAACGGAAUCGGAAAGAAUUUCCAAACAAGUCAAAGGCCACGGCGACUGUCGGAAGGUCCGCAGAGACUCGAUGAUUUGCACGAUCUGCAAAGAUGCCAAGACCGGCGGCAAUUACGAGCAGUGUAAUUACGCCUACGAGCCCGACGACAAAGUGUACGCCUAUUCCAAGAGCAAACAUUUCGGUAAUCCGACGAAAUCGAGGCAGAGCGACGAUCGCAGCGGCGACGACGACGACGACGACGAAGUCGACGACAACGGCGGAGAAACGAGCGAGGAACAGCCCGAAGCAACCAAUGGAUUGCCGGCCGUCUAUCCCACGGGGACGUCUCCUUUGGAUUACAUUCCCAAGGCCAGCGAAAGUAAGCUGAGCAAAGCUUACGUUCUCAAGGAUCCUAAUCAUCGGGAUAAGACAAAAAGCAAGAACAGCACGCAGUCGAAAGAGAAGGAGUACGAUAACGAGGACGAACACGGUCACGAUCACGAUCACGAAGACGAAAGCCAUUACGAUACCAGUGCUUUUAUCGACUCGGGUUACCAAGACGCCAGCCAGCGUCGGGCCGAAAUGGAAAAGAUCGUCAAGGAUAUCGGCGACAAAGACAAGUCCAAGUGCAGCAAACACGAGCGCGGCCCCAUGACAUGUUACAGCUGCAAAGACGAGCGUGGCGCCGUCGACGAGGAGUGCGUCUACGUGACCGAUCACGCGGCAUCGACGUCGUCGACACCGCCACCCGACGCAAUCGUCGUCCCGACGGACGGCUCGACCACGAUGAAGACUCGAGUCAAGAGGACGACCGCCAAAGACGACGAGGACGGGGAUCCGCCGGCCGCAGCCAAAGACAAGCACGAGGAGCUGGAGGUGCUCAGCGAGGAGCUGGACGAGGCCGAGCCCUACGAUUACGUGGCCGAGACGAGGCCCGUUUACGACAAGGUCCUGGGCAUAACGUUGCCGGCCUACAUGCUGCUCAAGUCGCCCCAAGAAAAGGAGUUUGACCAAGCCGUCGAGAACGCACGAUUCUGAUUCCGUGCGUUAUUAUUACGAGGCCGCAUUCAAAAUACGAAUUCGCUUUGUGUCGCGCGUACGUUUUAUUUUGGUUUAUGCCGGACACUCUGUUUCAUUCUCAUUCAUUUUAGUCGUGCAUUAUGUAUCGCUUACUGUACAUUGUAUUUCGAGAUAAAAAGAGCCCGUGCGGCAACGAAUUAAAGCAAUAUGUGUAUACGCGAGAAAGACUCGCUUGGACGCGGCCGACACGAUUAUAGCCACGGAGCGUGUCUCAUCGAUUAUAAAUUUGUAUC